This is a messenger RNA of Coccinella septempunctata (seven-spotted ladybird), 681 nucleotides long. Its product is annotated as guided entry of tail-anchored proteins factor 1. NCBI's taxonomy places the organism in Eukaryota, Metazoa, Arthropoda, Insecta, Coleoptera, Coccinellidae. The record is from RefSeq and is a predicted model, not a curated record. Bases 122 to 601 code for a protein of 159 amino acids. Gene Ontology annotation, biological process: tail-anchored membrane protein insertion into ER membrane. The transcript is spliced from 2 exons.
ACUAAUGUCACUUUGUCAUCAUGAAUCAUGACAACUUCAUAUGAAAUGAAAACAAAAACACCUUGUGGAGGUGGUUAAUAUUAAAACACAUUAAAACAUUUGUUGGAUAAACUGCAUUAACAUGUUCCUAUUGAUAAUAUCAACUUUACUGAGCUUCUUGAGUGUUCAUACAAAAAUUAUUACUAAUCCAGUGAUGCAUUGGAUGAAUAGGGUAUCUAAAGAGGAAAAAACUAAAUUGAAUGAAAUAAAAGCACUUCAGUGUGCCCAACAAAAACUCAGUAUGGUCGACAAUUUUGUCGAAUAUUCUAAAAUACAAAGAAAAAUCAACAAAUUGACUGAAAGCUUGAAGGAAUCAAAAUCAAGGAAUUCCAAUGAUUUUUUUUUGAAAAUUGGGAUUCCUUAUGGACUGAGGAUAAUAAUAAUCUCCAUGCUAAUCAUAUUAUGUCUGUAUUAUCGAGGGAGCCCAUUAUUCUAUUUGGAAAGUUCUAUUAAUUUGUUUCCAUUUGGUUAUUUUAUAUCUUUUCCAAAUGGAAGAAAUAGUGUUUCAUUUCAUUUUUGGGUGAUGUGCUGUACUGCUUUUGCAAGAUUGAUUAAAUUAUAAACAUUUGGAAAACUAUUACUUUGACAUCUCGCAUCAAAAUUAUGGGAUUUUUUGGGUAAUAAACAAUAUUAUCCAUUUUA